Molecule: messenger RNA, 1428 nt
Organism: Lodderomyces orthopsilosis Co 90-125
Lineage: Eukaryota; Fungi; Ascomycota; Pichiomycetes; Serinales; Debaryomycetaceae
Product: glycosyltransferase family 15 protein
Exons: 1
Coding region: 1-1428 (475 amino acids)
Biological process (GO): protein N-linked glycosylation; cell wall mannoprotein biosynthetic process; protein O-linked glycosylation
Cellular component (GO): membrane; Golgi apparatus
Molecular function (GO): alpha-1,2-mannosyltransferase activity
Source: RefSeq, a predicted model, not a curated record
AUGGUGAUAACAAGGUCAAAUGCUAGAUUGAUCAGGUUUGUGGUAUUUGCCUUGGUCUUGAUUGGAUGCGGGUACCUUCUUACUAAAGGCUCAUCGUAUGAGCCGCCACAAGUUCAACAACUUAAACAGCAAGGAGUUGAUGCUUCUCAACUUCAACAACAACAACCAGCAGCAGUAGCUGCUGCUCCAAAGCUCCAACAACAACAGCAACAACAACAACAACAGCUCCAGAAACCGGCUGCUCAACAGCCACCUGCACAGCAGCCACCAGCGCAAGCUGACACAGCCGGUGCAGCAAAGGCGGGAACUCAAACAUCAGGUCAAACUCCAAACUUGCCCUACACACCCAAAAACAUGGGUCCAUUGGCCAAAGCAUUUCUCGGAGAGGACAAAAAGACACCACAAUAUAUUCCGCAAAAAAACAUUGAUCCAUCUACUUAUUCUUCCAAGGAUAAAAUCAAGGCUGCAUUUGUUGGUUUAGCUCGUAAUCAAGAUUUGAAUGGGUUCUUGGAAUCAAUCAAAACCAUUGAACAACGUUUCAACAACAAGUUUCAUUAUGAUUGGGUAUUCCUUAAUGAAGUUGAAUUUAGUGAAGAAUUUAAAACAACAAUUUCCAAUGCUGUUAGUGGUGAAGCUAAAUUUGGAUUGAUUCCUGCUGAACAUUGGUCGUAUCCAGAAUGGAUUGAUCAAGAGAAAGCCGCAUUUGUCAGAGAAGACAUGAAAGAUAGGAAGAUUAUCUAUGGAGAUUCAGCAAGUUAUCGUCACAUGUGUCGAUUUGAGUCAGGUUUCUUUUGGAGACAGGAUAUUUUGAAAGAUUAUGAAUACUAUUGGCGUGUUGAUCCUGAUGUUAAGUUGUUUUGUGAUAUCGAUUAUGAUGUUUUCAAAUGGAUGAAGGAUAAUGAUAAACAAUAUAGUUUCACUAUUUCCUUACCAGAAUAUAAAGAAACCAUCCCAACAUUAUGGAAAACCACUAAGGAAUUCAUCGAUAAGAACCCACAAUACUUGGCUCAAAAUAAUAUGAUGAAUUGGCUUAGUAACGAUGGUGGCGAAACAUACAAUGGAUGCCAUUUCUGGUCUAAUUUUGAAAUUGCUAGUUUGGACUUCUGGAGAAGUGAUGCAUACAAGGCCUAUUUCGAGUACUUGGAUAAAGCCGGUGGAUUCUUCUAUGAACGUUGGGGUGAUGCACCAGUACACUCUAUUGCCGCUGCUUUAUUCUUACCCAAGGAAAAAAUCCAUUUCUUUGAAGAUAUUGGAUAUUAUCAUGUUCCUUUCACUAAUUGUCCUGUUGACCCGCAAGUUAGAGAAGAAAGAAAUUGUGAUUGUGAUCCAACUAAGGAUUUUACUUGGAGAGGGUAUUCUUGUGUUAAUAAGUAUUACAAGGUUAACAAUUACAAGAGACAAAAGAAUUGGGAGAAGUUCACUGAUUAA